CAAAACAGUACCAUGAAGAUGACGUCUGGAAAAAAAACGAGAGCAAUAAUAGGCGGUUGAUAAGCGUAAUUCGAUUCGUGGUAACCCUUUCAAGUUGCGAUCAGCUGUUCUCCAAAGCGGCAAAAGAUUUGUUUACAAAAUAUUGUGAAACUUAAAAAACAUUUAAAAAAUGGGAACUUUCGUCGUUAAGUUAAUUCAGCGAACUCAACUGUCCCACAGUCAGAAGGACGUAAAACCCUUUAUUUAUGCGCGGAGCUGUUGGUUGGAUGACGAGGCCGAGUUCGACUUCCUUUCCACGAUUAACAGCCAAAACUACCGAGGAGUUCUCAAAUAUGAGGAGAUUAAAAAUGCAGCUAUCGAUUUGGAGCAACCAUACAAUGAAUUCUUUGACGAGUGCAAGAAGGCACUGACCACCAACAUGGGCCUGCAGGGAUUUGACUAUGAGAUUGACGAGGAAAACGAAAAUCAACUGUCUUUCAAGAUGUUCAAGUGCGAAGGAUUUGAGACUCUGUAUUUAGAUAUUAACCUCCGAAAGGUUUCCAACUGCUUUCAACUACUGGAUUCAGCAAUAGAAAUAAGCCAGCAGCAAGUUCAUGAAGCACCUGCCUCUCAAAGCAGUGACACCCAAAAAAAGGGCCCUGGUUAUUUAGAGUACGAGCAAUAUGUGAAAGAUUCUAAAGCCAAGGAGCUUGAGAUGAUGAACAAAUUUCUGGUGCUUCUCAACAGCAAGAAGGCAUACAUCAGGGAUCUAGAGAGCCAACUGGAGAAGUCAACGAAAAACGAAGAAAAAAGUUCAGACGAUGACGAGGAAGAGGUCUAUGGAGCUGCCACACAGGCCAUGGAUCUAGACACCUUCACAAAAUAAACAAAAUAAUAUUAACUUUAUGCUUGUAUUCUAUUAAAACCACUCAUUUCCGGUAUGUGCUUGAAAUGUAUUUGUUUUUAGUUUCUUUUUUACGAUCGUUCGAUUGUUGUAAAAUAAAUUAUCUUUAUAAAGUAUGUAUAUAUGUAUAAAUAAACAACAAAUAGACAUUACAACGUAAUACAUAAAAUUACCAUCAAUAUGAAUAAAAUUACAAUUAGACAAACAGAA
This is a messenger RNA of Drosophila bipectinata, 1093 nucleotides long. Lineage: Eukaryota; Metazoa; Arthropoda; Insecta; Diptera; Drosophilidae. The record is from RefSeq and is a predicted model, not a curated record.